Lonchura striata (white-rumped munia) is the source of this 669-nucleotide messenger RNA. It is a transcript of the gene CSRP3, whose product is annotated as cysteine and glycine rich protein 3. NCBI's taxonomy places the organism in Eukaryota, Metazoa, Chordata, Aves, Passeriformes, Estrildidae. Gene Ontology annotation, molecular function: actinin binding; structural constituent of muscle. The record is from RefSeq and is a predicted model, not a curated record. Gene Ontology annotation, biological process: muscle tissue development; sarcomere organization; cardiac muscle contraction. Gene Ontology annotation, cellular component: nucleus; Z disc; cytoplasm.
CCUUCAGAUAAGGAUGCCGAACUGGGGAGGAGGAGCCAAGUGUGGAGCCUGUGAGAAGACAGUGUACCAUGCUGAGGAAAUCCAGUGCAAUGGAAGGAGCUUUCACAAGUCAUGCUUCCUCUGCAUGGCUUGCAGGAAGGCUCUGGACAGCACCACAGUAGCAGCUCACGAAUCUGAAAUCUACUGCAAAACCUGUUAUGGGAGAAAAUACGGCCCCAAAGGGGUUGGCUUUGGACAAGGGGCUGGAUGCCUCAGCACUGACACCGGAGACCACCUGGGCUUGAACCUGCAGCAGGGGUCACCAAAGCCUGCUCGCCCUUCAACACCAACUAAUGCUUCAAAGUUUGCCAAAAAGAUGGUAGAUGUGGAUAAAUGUCCCCGUUGUGGCAAAUCAGUGUAUGCUGCAGAAAAGAUCAUGGGAGGAGGAAAACCUUGGCACAAGACCUGCUUCCGCUGCGCCAUUUGUGGGAAGAGCUUGGAAUCCACCAACGUUACGGACAAGGAUGGAGAGCUCUACUGUAAAGUUUGCUAUGCAAAAAACUUUGGUCCCAAAGGAAUUGGGUUUGGUGGCCUCACUCAAGUGGAAAAGAAAGAGUGUGAAUGAGAAGAAAUGGAUGCAUCAGACUCAAACUGCUGUUGACACCAAGUGAUAGCUGUCAAGUAAAACAU